Exophiala aquamarina CBS 119918 is the source of this 666-nucleotide messenger RNA. RefSeq lists its product as uncharacterized. NCBI's taxonomy places the organism in Eukaryota, Fungi, Ascomycota, Eurotiomycetes, Chaetothyriales, Herpotrichiellaceae. The coding region runs from base 1 to 666 and encodes 221 amino acids. The record is from RefSeq and is a predicted model, not a curated record. The transcript is spliced from 2 exons.
AUGCUUGUCAAGACAUCUACCCUCGCCAUGCUGAUGGCUGUGGCCUCAGUUUCGGCAAAGGCCAAACCACAGUCGAUCAAGGUCCAACCAGACUUUGGUUUCUGCGUCCCAACCAUGAAGUUUCAAGGAGGACUCGGAGGACGACCCGCUGACGAAUUCGCCUUCCGCGCUGUCGAUCCUGUCGUUGCGCAGGACUCGAAGUCGGCCAUGAAUCCAAACACUAUCACCGCUCAAAUCUGUGGACAACUCGCUACUUCUUGCGAAGCUAACGACGCCGCUGUGGCGCUCUGCAGAGAUGCUCAAGCCCAAAUUGAGGCACUGGGCACUCGUGACCAGACUACAGCCGAUAACUGGAACGACAUCAUCACCAGUGGCGCCACCCCAGCCGUGACACCCGAGCUCAAGAGACGUGCCGAGAGCCGACCUGAGAGGCGACAGAUCGAGUUCAUCCCUUGCUCCGCUGAUCGAUGGAUCGACGAGUGCACCGGUUGGCCCAGGAAGAGAGAUGAAACCGUCCAAGAGGCAGCACCCGUCAAGAGAGACGAGGGAAUGCAAUACGCACCUGUCAAGAGAGAUACCACCGCCGACAAAGUCACAAAGAGAGCAAUCCCGUUCCGACCUUGCGACGCUGAACGAUGGAUCGACGACUGCACUGGCUGGCCUUAG